This is a messenger RNA of Harpegnathos saltator (Jerdon's jumping ant), 4785 nucleotides long. It is a transcript of the gene mas, whose product is annotated as trypsin-like serine protease domain-containing protein masquerade. The transcript is spliced from 11 exons. Gene Ontology annotation, biological process: proteolysis. Lineage: Eukaryota; Metazoa; Arthropoda; Insecta; Hymenoptera; Formicidae. The coding region runs from base 1617 to 3881 and encodes 754 amino acids. The record is from RefSeq and is a predicted model, not a curated record. Gene Ontology annotation, molecular function: serine-type endopeptidase activity.
CUGUCCCUUUCGAUAUUCACGAAGAAACCGGUCGCUCCUCUCUUCGUUCCAACUUCCUUCAUUCUUAUCCUUUUCUCAGUAGCGCGACGCAAUCGUCGGCCGAUUAACGCAUUGGACAUCGUAACGUAGAUGCGACUACGUUCUUCAGCUUGUAACUCGCAUAAAUUUCUCAUUCAUUAGUUGGAUUACGCCAUUACGUCCGGCGACGACGACGACAACGACGACGAUGAUGAUCGUCGUUCAGUUCUAUCGGAAAUUUAUAUCAUACAGUCAUGGGACGACGCCACCUCUCGCUCAAGGAGAGCGAUCAAUUCUGGAGGGAAAUAUCGUACGGUAUCCCGUACAUUUACGGAUAAAGUACCGCUAGCCGCACACACUCGGACGUGCGUUGCGGUACGCAUACACGCACGCGUGCCGACUUACUCACCGACACGAUGCGCGACGGGACACACGUGAGUGGAGAAGGAGCGAAGGAAGGGAGGAUGACGGAAGAAAAGCUAGAAAGGAGAACGGGACGGAGAGGGAAAGAGGAAGAAGAGAGCGUAAAUCUGGAGGAAAAUAGGAAAAAGAGCGAAUGCUCCUUGCAGUUGCGGAGGAGAGUGGCGGCGAUGGUUGGGGGGGGGGAGGGAAGGAAGGGUCAGAAGACAAGCGUGAACCGCCUGCGGCUGUGUAGGAGUACACAACGCACAUUCAAGAGUGAUACUUAAAUGAUCGGUUAUCGUGGAAGAAAUGAAGAAUGCAUACUGAAGAGUGCACAGGGACGGACAGGACAGUCCGAUUAGAUUUCAGCGCUCGCCAAGUCGAAACGACCCUGGCUGCCGGGUAUGAAUGAAAUCGCCAGUCGGGACGACUCGGAUACAAUAUGUCGGCGAUAGGUAACAGUACCCAGACAGUUCCCCUUACAUCAUACUUGGCGACGCGACAAAUUAACGGCCCAAAGCGCUCAGUCGUCUUCCAUUCAGCUUUCUUCUUUUCUACCUUCAACCUCUCGGGGACUUCUCGGACGCCGCGCGAUCUCGCGCGAUUCCGUCGCGGAAGCGAACAGCACAGAAGUCGCGACUAGCCCGCCCCUGUCAACAACCCUAUCCCCUCCGGACAGCGUCCGCAAAGCCGGUCGACGGUCGUCUUCCGUCUUCUUUCCACCAGUCGCUGGGUCUUCUCAUCUUCUCCUCUCUCUCUUUCCCUCCUCCUUGGCCAUCAUCGCCGCCGUCGCUGUCGCCGCGCGGAGGUGGGGGUCCACACACCCUGACCCACAAGUAGGCCCUGAUCUCUACCCAGUCAGUCCAUCCGUCUGACAGGUCGAGGCAGGCGAUGCGGGCCCGAGCCGUGCGCACGACAACAUUGUGAACAUCGCUGAACUCUCUCGCGGUGAAGAGCAGUUUGACACGCACGUGAUCGAGUCCACGCGAACAAGACAGUGCAUCGGUCUCGUCUCAGAGAGGCGGUUUCUGCUUCUCUCUCUCUCUCUCUCUCUCUCUCUCUCUCUCUCUGUCUCUCUGUCUCUCUGUCUGUCUUCUCCUUUCUCUCUCCCUUUCGUUCUUCCUCCUGCUUUUUUCUUCACCACUCGACUCCCGAUCGGAGGAAUAGGAACGGAGGCGGCUUGAGGGAGGCUGAAGAUGAUACUGAGAGUCGACCCUAGGGGCAUCGUCCUUUUGCUCGCGCUAGCAGGAUCAGUUAGCGGUCAAGAUGGCGAGUCCUUUGUUGGCAGUUUGCUUUCAGGUUUUUUACACCUGGUAGAUACAGCGAAGACUGACGACUGUCCGGGAGUAUGCAUGUAUGCGCUGCCGUUAUUGAUGUGCGAUAAAGUUUUGGAGGAAGCACAGUGUCCCAGCGGUAUGCGAUGUUGCCUUGAAGACACAGUAAACGGCACCGGCUCGUCGUCUGAAAACGUCAUCGACGACGAGGAGCCGACCUCGACCGUGUCUACGACGACGAUGAAAACGACGACGAUUUCUACGACUACACCCACGACAACUGCAACAACGCUCGGCACGUCUAUUUCUCCAACUUCAGCAAAAACUACACCGGGAAGCUACAACGACACUAGCGACAAGUCAUCCGUGAAAACGUGCUCGGGGAUCUGCAUGAGCGAGAGGAUGGCCAAUUACUGCGACGCCGUGCUAGUGAUAGACACACUGUGCAAAUCUGGCUUCAAGUGUUGCGUGUCCCGGGAUGUCUUCGGCGAUUCGCCGCCACCCGAGCUCUUGGUGAUCGAUCGCACGAAAUCGAACGAGAAUUCCUCUUACAACGAGAAGAACAGCGGCGGUGCGUUCAGCAAGACGUCGUCCACGCCAAUGACGACGCGGCCAAACACAUCGCUUUCAACCAGCGUCUCCACGACACUCACUACGACAACGACGACAACUACGAUUAUGACCACCAGACAACCACCGCCAAUGCCGUUGACGACGACAACGACGACGGCAAGACCGGAGCCGUGCAGAGGAGAAUGCAUGAAUGAUCUAUCGGCGUUGCUCUGCGAUAACAUCGACAGCUACGCGUAUUGUCCAGCCGACGGGUUCAUACUGACAGUUUGUUGCAUGAACGAAUCGUCACCUGCGAAAACGGAAACGACGACGACGACGACAACGAUCCAGCCGUCCACGAAGGCUCCUCAACCGAAACAACCGCCAUGUCCUGGCUUUUGCCUGCUGAACAUUAUGGCGGCAUUCUGCGAUCGGCCGAACAUGUUUGUAGUGAAGCCGUCGAGCUGUCCUCCUGGGUCCUUCUGUUGCGACAACACAAAGAGUCCUCAGACCCCAAGACCAAAGCCGCGACCGCCUACAACCGUACCGCCGGACCCACGUCCGGAGUGUCCUGGUUCCUGCAUCAUGUCCUACUUGUCGUUCACCUGUUUCAGAAACGCCGAGCUGACGAAUCUGUUUAAGUGCAAGAAGCAAGGACACGAGUGCUGCGCUCCGAAGUCUCUGAUAAGAAAUGCCACGGAGCCGCUUCUGAUGAAUAGAAAUGACACGUUCCACGUCACGCCCAGACCUUACACCACCCCGCUCACUACGUCGAUUUACGAAACAACAACUGUUAGCACCACCACCAGAAGUCCCGUAUAUAGCAAGUACGUUUGCGGCGUGAAAGGUACGUUUCGCGGGCCGAUUCAGGCCCGAAAUUCUAAGAGGAGUGCACGCGUAGUAGGAGGUGAAGAUGCGGACGCCAACGAGUGGUGCUGGCAGGUCGCCUUGAUCAAUUCCCUCAACCAAUAUCUGUGCGGAGGUGCACUGAUAGGAACACAAUGGGUGCUCACCGCAGCGCACUGCGUCACAAACAUUGUCAGAUCCGGCGACGCGAUCUACGUGAGGGUGGGCGAUCACGAUCUCACCCGUAAAUACGGAAGUCCCGGUGCUCAAACUUUGCGCGUCGCAACGACGUACAUUCAUCACAAUCACAACAGCCAAACUCUCGACAACGAUAUCGCGUUGCUGAAGCUUCACGGUCAAGCGGAGCUGAAAGAUGGAGUUUGUCUGGUUUGCUUGCCAGCGCGUGGGGUCAGUCACACAGCUGGCAAAAGGUGCACCGUCACCGGUUAUGGAUACAUGGGAGAAGCUGGUCCUAUACCUCUUCGGGUGCGUGAAGCAGAAAUACCAAUCGUCAGUGACGCUGAGUGCAUCAGGAAAGUGAACGCUGUGACCGAGAAGAUCUUUAUCCUACCAGCCAGCAGUUUCUGCGCUGGCGGGGAACAAGGGAACGAUGCAUGUCAGGGUGACGGUGGAGGGCCCUUGGUAUGUCAAGAUGAUGGCUUCUACGAACUGGCCGGACUGGUAUCUUGGGGAUUCGGUUGCGGCCGUCAAAAUGUGCCGGGCGUGUAUGUGAAAGUCUCCUCGUACAUCGGCUGGAUAAAUCAGAUCAUAUCAGUGAACAAUCUUUAGCUUAUUUCGCAUACAUCUCGAAUAUACAUCUAAGACAUUUAUUUAUUGACGGAACGUUCCCAUACAACACGCAUGUCUUAGAGAUGUCUUCAAGACGUCUUAUUGUUUUCAGGAGUCUUUUGGAUGUCUUCAAGACACCUUUUAGACAUGCGUAUUGUGUGGGUUGUAGUACCUUCACGCGCUUGAUGAUACGUAGUACUAUGUUACACGCACGGGUAGAGAUAUUGCGAGACAAAACGGUUCACAGGUCGCAGAUCUGCGGUGUGUGUUCGGAAACGGGAGACUGAUGCCAAAAACAAUUCAUUUCGUAAAGUGUGAUGUCCGCGAUGUGUUCGGCGGCGAGCGACGUAAGUUGUAAACACAGUGCAAACAACAUGCGUUAAUGUGUGCGAAAAUUUCAUUUGGUUUCUCUUAUUUGUAAGUUACUUGAAUUACGUCGCCGCAGCUAAUAUCAGCUUCGGGAACCCCGUUGAUUCGAUAUUCCGACAAUACUCUUUUCUUUCUUUUUGUACUUCGUUAAUUGUGCCAUCAAGUGCGUAUAUUGUUUCUAGAUAACAAAGAUAUUUUUUUACGUGACAUAUGCUUCUGAAUAUAGAUGACUGGAUUAUUGUUGAUUAAUUAAUUAAUAGUAGGGGAAAAGAUAUAUGUGCGUUAGUUAUUUAUGUGUUAAAUCAUGUAACACGAGUAAGAGCCAAUUUCAUGAAUAUCGCUCGUAACUCCUCAAGUGGAUAAUAUCGAUUUAUCCCUGUGUGAGUAGUAUUCACUUAUUAACGAAGAUCUAUUCGAAAUCAAGCAAUAAUUUAGUAGUACAAGUAUUACUAUUGAAUAUUAACUAAUCUCGUUUACUUGUGAGAUUGGCUCUACUACACAUCUCUCGUCGAAAUUUUUGAAUUUUUAUAUUUAU